AUGUAUAGAAGUAGGAAUAGAAACAGAGGGAAUAAUAUUAAAGGUCCAAAUUCUGCAUUGACUCAAUUUUUGCAAGAAGAAGGUAUCAGCGCAGAGAGUAUAAAACAAAGAUGGUUAGAUACACAUCCAACAGAAGAUGAAGUGGGGAAGCCUUCAGAUCAAGAUAAUGUGAAGGAGCACGAGGAAGAUAAGAAUAUUACUGUGAGUGAAGAAUCCAAAUCUUUAGAGACAUCUGUAGAUUUAUUGGAAUCUAGUGACGAAGAUGAGGAAUCGAAAAAUUACAAAAAUCUUUUAGAUAUAUCUAGCAAACGAAGACUUAUGACACUCAGAGAGGGUGAUGAUAGUGAUGAAGAAGAAUAUCAUGCAUCAGAAUCUCCAAGUGUCCCACCUACCAGAAGCGAAAAAGAUCCGGCAACAAUUUUGAAACAAAGAGCUAGGACAAAGAAACUUCUUCAUGGCAGAAAGAAAAGAAGAAAGAGAGCAGCUAAUUUAUUGGAUCAAAAAGGUGAAGAAAUACCCUCGUUGCAACAAAUUGCUUUAUCAGUUAUAAGUAAAAAUAUAUCUUCCUGGGAAACUGAUAACAAUAAUGAAAAGUUUUUAUUUACCCAUUUAAGAGAUGUGUUAGGGGGUAUAUCACUAGACAAUUUAAAUAGGUUAGCUAAUGCGUUGUCCAAGAACAGAGCUUUAAAUGACAACACCUUACAACUGUUUUUGAAGACUGAUUUGAAAAGUUUAACCUUUUAUGAUUGUUCUAAGGUAUCAUAUGAAGGCUACAAAACAUUAGCCAUCUUUUCACCUCAUUUGGAGGAACUUUCGUUACAGAUGUGCGGUCAAUUAAACAAUGAAGCAUUGUUAUAUAUUGCCGAAAAGCUUCCAAAUCUAAGAUCCUUGAAAUUGGAUGGUCCAUUUCUAAUUAAUGAGGAUACUUGGACCAAAUUUUUCCAAAUCAUGAAGGGGAGAUUACAGGAAUUUCAUGUUUCAAACACACAUAGGUUUACAGAUAAGUCAUUAAACAGUAUGUUACAGAAUUGUCAUACAGAACUAGUUUCAUUAGGGUUUUCAAGAUUAGAUUCAUUGUUCAAUUAUGCUAUACUGCCGCAGUAUUUAACUAAUGAACAUUUUCACACACUAGUUAUUGAAUAUCCGUAUAAUGAGGAAGACGUCUCAGAUGAAGUAAUUAUAAAUAUCCUGGGUCAAGUUGGCCCAACUUUGAAAUGUCUUGUAUUAAAACAAUGUGACGAAUUAACGGACUCUAUGAUCGUAAAUGGGAUGAAUGCCUUUUUGUGCGGUACAAAUGGUGUUAACGAUACCUUAAAGACAUUGGUUUUGGAAUCGCUAGAUCAAAUAACAUCCGAUUCGCUGGUAUAUUUUUUCAGCCAAAUAUCUUUACCAUCGAUGGAAACUUGUAGUCUGAUGAGAUGUACAGAGAUCAGUGAUGAUGCAAUCGUAGAACUAUUUCUAAACUGUGCGAAGGAUUCAUUGAUUCACUUAAAUUUAAAUUCAUUGAAAAAUCUGACAGCUAAAACGUUUUCGGUUUUUAAAUGCGAUAAGUUGGAAACUCUCGACUUAGGGUUUAUUAGAUGUAUUGAUGAUGGUACAAUGGAGUUAAUUUGUAAGCAAAAUUUGAAUUUACAACUAGUGGAUGUCUUCGGUGAUAACCUAAUUACAAAAAAUGCUAAUAUUAGACAAGGCGUGAAGCUUUUAGGGAGACAAAGUGACAGUAUAUAG
Molecule: messenger RNA, 1728 nt
Organism: Maudiozyma saulgeensis
Lineage: Eukaryota; Fungi; Ascomycota; Saccharomycetes; Saccharomycetales; Saccharomycetaceae
Source: the annotation of a GenBank genome assembly